Cimex lectularius (bed bug) is the source of this 3329-nucleotide messenger RNA. Its product is annotated as plasminogen activator inhibitor 1 RNA-binding protein-like. Gene Ontology annotation, molecular function: RNA binding. Gene Ontology annotation, cellular component: cytoplasm; nucleus. The transcript has 8 exons. The record is from RefSeq and is a predicted model, not a curated record. NCBI's taxonomy places the organism in Eukaryota, Metazoa, Arthropoda, Insecta, Hemiptera, Cimicidae. The coding region runs from base 237 to 1511 and encodes 424 amino acids.
UUUAGUUGAGCACCGAGUCCGCGAGAGGGUGCCCGUGCCGACCUCGUGGGUUCUCAGAGCAAACGCCAUUUUUGUAUUCCCUUUCGUAGGAACUGAGUUCUCGUCUUGUACCCGGAGUCGCAGUUCGCCACACAUUUUUUGGACUUAUUAGUUUUUUUACGAUUUUUCUUUAGUUGUCUUUAUUUUACCGUUCUUAACGCGGAGGCAGCCUUAGAUAGGUGGAUACGCCGAUAGAAAUGAGUACGACACAAUACGGCAUAGGCGUGACGAAGAAUCGCUUCGAACUCGCCGACAUAUUCGACGAGGACCCUCUGGAAGUGCUCAAGAUACACGAGCAGGAGAGAGAGGCGAAGAAAAAGACGAAACUUUCCGAAAAGGAGAACAAAGGGAAAGAGCCUCCGGCGAAGCCCAAAGCCCCGGCCCCGAGAGGCAAAGGCAUCAAAGAGACACAAAAUCUCAAGCCCCAGGAGCAGAAAGGAAAAGAAGAAAAGGCUAGGGGCCCAAGGCUAGAACGUGGCCCAGGUGGUGGUGCUAGCCAGAGUGCUGGACCUGGAGGUGAUCGGAAAUUUCAGGAUAAUCGCGAGGAAGUUAAAAACCGAAGAAACAGGGAGGAUCGUCCUCAAGGAGAUUUCCACAGGGAAGACAGACCAGAAAAGACUGAAAGAAGAGAUUACCGAAAUGACAAGAACACAUUUUACGGAGAUUUGAAUUCAGAAAACCGAGGACGCGGUGUGCGUGGUGGCCGUGGUGGAUUCAGUGGACGUGGUCGAGCUGGUCGAGGUGGGGGCUCCCGACAGAGCUUUGAUGCGCGAGGAAAGCGUGAAUAUGAUAGACAGUCUGGCAGUGACAAAACUGGUGUGAAAUCCGUUGACAAGAGGGAUGGGUCAGGAGCUCAUAACUGGGGGAACCACCGUGAUGAUCUUGAUAGGGACUUAAAUAACCCAAUGACCCAAUCUGAUGAAGGGCAGCAAAACUGGUCUCCUGAGAAAAACGAUCCCGAAACUACUACUGAAACUAAUGGACCGCCUGUUGAAGGUGAGGAAACUGCGACACUGCAAGAAGAGGAACGAAAAGAACUGACUCUUGAUGAAUGGAAAGCUCUCAAAGCCCCUAAGCAGAAACCAACCUACAACCUACGAAAAGCUGGUGAAGGCGAAGAUCCCUCUCAAUGGAAAAAAAUGUACGCUCUACAGAAAAAGAAAGAUGGUGAUGAUGAAGAAGAAGAAGAGGAAUAUGUAAGUAAAAUGCAGGAAUAUGAAAGUUGUGAAUAUCCGCAACGUGUUGGGAGGCAAAAGCAUAUCUUGGACAUUGAUAUUCACUUCAAGGAUACCAGGGGGGGAGUACGCGGACGUGGAAACAGAGGCACUGGCAGGGGCGGUCCAAGAAUGGGAAUGCGUGGAAACAAUGUUAAUCCAAAUCUUCCUGAAAAACAUACUUCAUCCGGACGAGAGAACACACAAAAGCUUGCUCCUAAAGUUGACGAUGAACAUGAUUUCCCAUCUUUAGGUUGACUUGUGCGCUAGUCUAAGUGGUAUUUAAAGACAAGUUGGAAAAAAAGGAAAAAUAUCAGUAAUGUUAACCUCUACUAGUUUGGAAAGAAAAAUAGAAUGUAAUUUGCCUAAAAUUUAUUGUCUAAAAAGUAAAUACAUACAAAAUUAUUGUGAAAAUGGAAAUUUAAAAUCUUAGGUAUACUGGAAUAUAAAAAAAUAAUAAAAACAUAAUAAAAAAUGAAAUCGGUAUACUCUGUCCAUCUAAACGUUAUUGAAUGCUAAGAAAAUAGAGUAUGAAAAAGCCAUUAGGUUUUUAUACUCUCAUAGUAUGUACGUAUAUUAUAUUUGUUAGGGUAUAUAUGCAUAAAUUAUGAGUUCAAAUUAUUCACAACAUUACAUUUCAGAGAUGCUCAUUAAUGUAAAAUUAAUUUGUAGAUAAGAAAACAAAAAUCUCGGUGUUAGAACUAUGCCAGACAUUAUGUAUACAAAAACAUUGAUUAUUAUUAUGUUCCUUUUUUUUUCUUCAAAAUAUUCAGAAAUAUUACAACUGAUUGUACAAAAUUUAAAAAGGUCUGGAACAUAGCGUUAGUUACAUGUAUUUAUGUACCCAAUUUCCUUCUUAAAUACAGCCAGUAGAUUAUUGGGAAAUAAUAAAACGAAACACAUUUGUUAAUGAUGUAUUAAAACUUUUACAGUGAGGUGUUUUUAGAAAGCCUUAAGUGGAUUUUUCAUUUUAUUUUUUAUUUUUAUUAUUUUUAUUUUUGUUUUAACAAAGCCUGGGUUUUCAUAAAAUCAGGAAACUCAAAUUGAAAACCCUAUUUGUAAAUAGUUUUGAACGUGGAAAUACCCUAUUUUUUCAUUAAUUUUUCCUUGUAAAUUUCCAUUAAAAUUGUAAGUUUUGUUUUUAUUUUUUACUUUCUUGAAUUGAUAUUUACUAUCAAUUGUGUGCUAGCUAGCAUAGUACAGUGACAAUUUUAAUUUUUCACGAUUUUGAUUUUGGUGAUUGAAAUUAAAUAUUUUGUUUCAUAGGCUAAUUGUAUUGUGAAUUGCAGGAGUUCAAUUAAAAACAGUUGACUGAUUAAAUGUAUUUUCUGUUGUUUUUGUACACUUGGAGAGAUUUAAAAAAAAAUCAGAUCAAAUUUCACUCAGUAUCAUUCACUGUCCACUGGAUGGAUAGUGAAAAUAGACAUUUAGUUUUUUAAGUAGACAGUCGUUAAGACUGACUAUGAUUCACUGCCUUUCAAUUUUUUUAAAAUUCCACUCAUAAUUUAAACAAUUUUAAAUUGUUAUGUGAACUGUGUCAUGAUUGAAGAUUAAUUGAACUUGUGAACAAAAUUAAAUUUUGAAUCUGAUUUGUUUGUUGUUGUUUGGUUUAUUGGAAUCUUUUAACUGCUAGUGAUUAUCUCCGUGGCAUAAACUUUUUUUUUAAAUUAGAACAUUUUUUUUUAAACGUUAUUAAUUGAAUUUUUUUAAAGUGUCAGACUAUUAAAUAGUACCCCUUAGUGGAGGUAAUUAAAGAAACAAAAUGUCCUAAUGUUUUUGUUACUUAAUGUGGCUGAUUGAAACCAUUUUAUGUAAUAACGGAUAUUUUCGAGCUUAGAGCUUCUACAAGAUUUCUCUGUAUGUUCUUAUUGAAUUCUCUUAUUUUUCCCAUCAUAAGAUAACAAAAUACUUUUACUUGUAUUUGUAAUAAUCUAUGUCAUUUUCAAAAAUUAAGGUUAUAUUUUGAUAUAUACAUUAAUUAUUACAUAUAAAGUAAUUUUUAUUUUGGGCAAACUAGUUCAAAAUUGUAUAUUGUUCUACAUCUUGAUGUAAUUAAAAAUAAAUUGUUUAUCAAAA